Messenger RNA from Nothobranchius furzeri (turquoise killifish), 4368 nucleotides. Its product is annotated as 15-hydroxyprostaglandin dehydrogenase [NAD(+)]. Gene Ontology annotation, cellular component: cytoplasm. Gene Ontology annotation, molecular function: oxidoreductase activity, acting on the CH-OH group of donors, NAD or NADP as acceptor. Lineage: Eukaryota; Metazoa; Chordata; Actinopteri; Cyprinodontiformes; Nothobranchiidae. The record is from RefSeq and is a predicted model, not a curated record.
UCAGUCUCCCAUCUGACUGGACUUGGAGGAUCACUUGUUUGGAGUUAGCUUCCAAACAGUUCUGGUUAAAGUUUAGGAUCUGGGGCCACAUCUUGGAAUUUGACCUUGAAAAACACCUUAAAGCUUCAAUCAAUGCAACUCCAACUGUGAAGAAAUUUCCAGGUGAGACAAUUGUCUCUGUCCCAUCCACCAGCAUGUUUGAACCCGUGUGUGACGCUGUGGGCGGUUACGGCCGAGGGCGGCCACAGCUCUGCAGCUGAAAUGGCUCUGGAAGGUAAAACUGCGGUGGUGACGGGAGCAGCCAUGGGCAUAGGGAAAGCCAUGACGGUGAUUCUUCUGCAGAAUGGAGCCAAGGUCGCCCUCUUAGACAUAAAUGAGACCGCAGGGGAGACUUUAAUGGAGUCACUGAAAAAAACGUAUGGAGCAAAAACUCUGUUCAUGAAAUGUGAUGUGGAGUCAGAGGAGCAGAUCAAAGCUGCCUUUCAGAAAACCAAAGAAACUUUGGGAGGAAUCGACAUCUUGUGCAACAAUGCCGGCAUCUUGAAUGAGGCUUCGUGGGAGAAAACCGUCUCCAUAAACCUUACGAGUGUCAUCAGAGUGGCUUACAUCGCUGUGGAGCACAUGAGCAAGCUGAAGGGAGGUCAAGGAGGGGUCAUCGUCAACACGGCAUCCAUGGCAGGUAUCAGCCCAUUUGUGACCUGUCCCACUUAUACAGCUACCAAGUUCGGAGUGAUCGGAUUCACUCGAGCCAUGGGGGGUGCUUCUGAUCGACUGGGUUAUGGCAUACGGUUCAAUGCCAUUUGUCCAGGUUUUGUGCAGACUGACCUCUUGGCUGGUAUCCCAGAUAGACUGGGACAAUUCAGUGAACUUGGUGAAUCCACGGGAGUCAUGAUGGAAAAGAUUGGUAUUUUAACUACGUCUGAUGUAGCCGAGAGCCUCCUGGAAAUCGUGAAAGAUGAAACCAGAAAUGGAGAGGCCCUCCUGGUGUUACCAAAUCAGAGGAAAUAUGUGGCAUUCCCAACAUUUCAGUCACCACUAAUCUAGAACAUCUCACAGGAUCAACAGUUUAUAAUUAAACAAAAUUAUAAUCAGUACAUAUCUGAAAAUAUUACAUUUAGUCUUUUCUGCAAUCGGAAUUUUUGUAUUUUUCAUUUUGUUUAAUCUUAAACUGAGAAACAAAAAAAGUUUUUGAUGUUUGAUUAAAAAUGUUGACAAUAGAAUAAACAUUUGUAAAUGUUAUGUGGAAUGAACUGAAAUGAGAAAUGCUAAAAUGUUUGUAUCUAUCACAAAAUGGAAUUUUUUUUAUUACAGUAACAUAGAAUUAUGUGACAUUCUGGGAAUUUAUUGCCAGACAAAAUAUGAAAUUAAAGCUAUUUUAGUUGGAACGGCAUUACAUGAUAAUGAGAAUAAAACAUUUAUUCUGCAGAUAGAGGGGGAACUCAUUUUAAGUUUACCUCUUUUUUUUACAGAAUUGCACACGCUAACAGGGGUCCUAGUAAUACCCGGGUGACAGAAAAGUCGUGAGGAAUGACAGAAAAGCAGUACCUCAGUGAUUAGGUGGUCUGGAACGAAAAGGCGGCUGGCUGGGCAUUCUCUGGGAACAGGAUUGUCACGAUGUGCCUCCUCAAUCUUCUUCUCCAGACUCAGACAAGAAACUGCCAACCUCACAGACUGAAGGAGAAUGUAAUCUUCAUCACCACAGGCUUGGGUUGACCCUGUUUGCUCAUGCAUCCAGGAUAAAGCAUCAGGCUUACUGUUCUUGGACCCUGGUCGAUAGGAGAGGGAGAAGGCAAAACGACUGAAGAAGAGGGCCCACCUUGCCUGUCUGGGAUUUAGCCUCUUGGCCGUUUUAAAUGUAUUCAAGGUUCCUAUGGUCCAUCCAGACAAUGAACAGGAGCUCUGCUCCCUCCAGCCAAUGACACCACUCCUCCAGUGCCAGUUUAACCACCAGCAAUUCUCGGUCACCCACGUCAUAGUUUUGCUCAGAUGAAGACAGACACCUGGAGAAAUAAGCACAGGGGUGGACCUUAUUAUCAGAGGGAUUACAUUGACUUAACACAGCACCUACCCCUGUAUUGGAGGCAUCAACCUCCACAAUGAACUGGAGAGCCGGAUCAGGGGAGCAGAGAACUGGAGCAGAUGUGAAUAGUGUUUUGAGGUGGGUGAAUGAGAGGUUGGCUUUACCAGACCACAUGAACGAUACCUUGGAAGAUGUGAGAGCAUGGAGGGGUACUGCAACAGAGCUGUAGUUCUUUAUGAAGCGGUGGUAAAAGUUGGCAAAAACCAAAAACCUCUGCAACUGUUUUCAGUUCUUGAGUUUGGGCCAAUCUUGGACUGUGGACACCUUGGCAGGGUCCAUGGAAACCUGAUUAGGGGCUAUGAUAAAUCCGAGGAAGGAGACUGUGGUCUUGUGAAAUUCACUCUUUUCUGCCUUGAUGAAAAGGUUGUUCUGCAGGAGCCUGAGGAUGACAAAACGUACAUGCUUCCUGUGACAGGUUAGGUCCUUGGAGAAAACAAGAAUAUCGUCAAGGUACACAAAUACAUAAUGCCCGACCAUGUCUCUGAGCACAUCAUUGAGCAGAGCUUGAAAGACAGCGGGAGAAUUGGUGAGGCCGAAAAGCAUGACCAAAUACUCGUAAUGGCCUGUGGGUGUGUUGAAGGCAGUUUUCCACUCAUCCCCCUCUCUGAUCCUAACUAAGUGGUAAGCAUCAUUACUUAAGUCCAACUUAGUAAACACCUUGGCCCCUUGCAGCAACUCAAAUGCAGUAUUCAUAAGGGGAAGAGGGUACCGACUCUUUAUAGUGAUGUCAUUAAGCCCCCUGUAAUCAAUACAGGGGUGUAGAGAGCCAUCCUUCUUCCCCACAAAAAAAAAUCCUGCACCAGCAGGUGAGGAAGAAGGGCGAAUAAGACCACCUUUAAGAGAGUCACUGAUGUACCCCUGCAUGGCUUUGUUCUCAGGCCCUGAGAGGGAGUACAGACAUCCCCGUGGUGGGGAGGUGCCACCUGUGUCUAUAACACAGUCGUGACGACUGUGAGGUGGAAGAGCCGUGGCUUUGUGUUUAUUGAAAGCUUCCUUGAGAUCAUGGUAUUCAGGGGGUACUUUGCUCAGAUCGGGAUAAGUCUCUUGGAUUCCAUCAGAAAAGGGGCGAGGGGCCUCAGCAUGGGACAGACACAUGGCAGGACAGUCUUUGCCCCACCCAAGAAUUUCUCCCAUUGUCCAGUCCAGAUGAGGAUUGUGAAGCUUUAGCCACAGUGCGCCAAGAAUCAUUGGUAACUCAGGUGUUCUGAUAACCAGAAACUUGAUACUUUCAUGAUGGUUACCCCCAACCGUGACUUUAAUGGGUUCUGUGGUGUGAGUAACCUUGUGGAGCAGGUGACGAUCGAUGGCUCGGACCUCCUGAACACGUCCAAGGGGUGCAAGGCUUAUCUUGAGAGCAGAAACGAGGGUCAUGUCAAUUAAGUCUGCAUCAGCCCCUGAAUCCACAAAAACCGGCAGUUUGUGUUCCUGUCCUUGAAGUUGGAGGAUAGCCUGUAGUGGUGGCAGAAAAGAGGGUUUAGUAGUGCACUGAUGGCUCAGAAGAAGCCUCUUACCUCCUAAUGAGCUUGGUCUUUUAAUGGGCAAGCUUGGGCUUGGUGUCCCUCUUUGCCACAAUAAAAACAGAGGUCAUCCUUUUACCUCCUCACGUUCCUUCUCUGACAGCCUGCUCCAGCCGAUCUGCAUUGGCUCAGAUCCCUCUGGGAUUGGUGGGGAGAUUGGGGCAGCAGGAAAUGAAGAUGUUAAUGGUCUGUACCCACCGUCUCUGCGGGGUAGUGAAAAUGUCUUGAACCAUUCACUCCUCCUUUCUUGGAGCCGUAACCCCUAGUUCUUCCAGGCUUUCGGGGACAUCCCUAGAGGAGAGUUCAUCCUUAAUCUCCUCGCUCAGACCUUGAUAAAAGACGUCACACAAAGCAUCAUCAUUCCAGUUACUGUCAGCAGCACAUGUAUGAAAAUCAAUGAUGUACUCUGCCACUCGUCUCCGGCCUUUGUUUUAAUUUCAAAAGACCCCUUGCUGCCUCACACCCAGGAAGGACAGGACCAAAAACCCAAGCCGUCUGAAUCCUGGCUAUUUUUAUAAAACACCACCUGUUCGUAUGAGUAACAGAUGUCAGAGUCCCUUUGCAAUUCUGGAGUGCCCCAUAAUUUAGCUUUGCCGGAGGGGAGUGAAAUGACCACGUAGGGUCGCGGGGGGCACGACAUGGACAAAAAUCAUAAAUCCUUCUUGGUUCUGGGUUUGAUCUUGUACUGUAAAAUGCAGCAUUACUUUGUUUAGAAUCAGUUUCAGUUGCACUUUCUGCUUGUUUGAGCAAAUAAAUUAAGCUUUAAGAAGA